GACAGAAUCGAGAGGUUGACGGGUUUUCUCACAAUAUUGUUUAAUAAUAAUAAUAAUAAUAGCUGAGUUAUGUCGGACAUUAAUCUAACCGGUGUCAAACAGAGUCAGGGCGUGUGGCUUGUAAAGGUUCCCAAAUAUUUAUCUCAGCAAUGGGACAAGGCCACAGACAAGGGAGAGGUUGGAAAGAUUAGCAUUGGGAAGAAGCAAGGCAAAACAGAGGUACGUUUCACUCUGAAUGAGGAGCUGACUACCCUGGGUGCUGUGGGGGAGAAGGAUGCCUCGCUGCAGGUCCCAAGGGAUCAUCCCUUCACGAUGCACACAGUGGGUGGACAGACCAUGGCUGUCUUCAGCCAGAGUGACACAGAUGAAAUCAGUCUGGAGGGGAUGGUGGUGCACAGAGCUGAAUGCAGGCCGGUCGUCAAUGACAACUACAUGAAGCUGAAGAAGCAGCAGAUCAAAGAAUCCACCAAGUCUCCACGUUUGUCGCAGCAGCUGGAGAAAGCCAUCACUACCGUCUUCAAGCCUGUGGCCAACCACGACUUUAAUUUGGUGUACGAAAUAAAGAAGAAGUCACAGGGCAAGAUGGUGAGAGCUGAGCGGCAGGUCGUGUUGGACAUGCUCUUCUCCGCCUUUGAGAAACACCAGUAUUACAACAUUAAGGACUUGGUGGACAUCACCAAACAACCUGUGUCCUACCUGAAAGAAAUCAUGAAGGACAUUGGGACGUACAACAACAAGGGAGCUCACAAAAGCACCUGGGAACUGAAGCCGGAGUACCGACACUACCAGUCUGGCGAGGAAGAGGAGGAGAUGCAGACGUCGUAGUUCCAGCGAGUUCCUCUGAGCCUGGCGAGGAUACAGCUCCGAGCUUUCAGCUGCUCGCAGGGGAGUUCAGGUUUUUCACUGACUUGUAGAAAACCUGCUGUUUAUUACAUAUGCAGGUAUUAUGUGAUGGUUUUGAGUUCAUAAGGUUUAAGUUGAUAUUAUUAUUAUUAUUAUUAUUGGGUUGAAAGGUCUGCUCUGCAUUAGGUAGCACAUCACAUAAAUAAACAGACAUGUUGUUCACAGUGAAUGAUUCAAAUCUGUUCUUUUUGGACGUUGAGGAAUAAAAAUAUGUCUGGAAGUGGAAAAAAAAACAUGAAAUAAAUCUAAAAUGCAAAA
Messenger RNA from Dicentrarchus labrax (European seabass), 1161 nucleotides. RefSeq names its product general transcription factor IIF subunit 2-like. Lineage: Eukaryota; Metazoa; Chordata; Actinopteri; Moronidae. The record is from RefSeq and is a predicted model, not a curated record. Gene Ontology annotation, biological process: transcription initiation at RNA polymerase II promoter; transcription by RNA polymerase II. Bases 70 to 825 code for a protein of 251 amino acids. Gene Ontology annotation, cellular component: transcription factor TFIIF complex. The transcript has 8 exons.